This is a messenger RNA of Bactrocera tryoni, 1597 nucleotides long. RefSeq lists its product as uncharacterized. The transcript has 2 exons. NCBI's taxonomy places the organism in Eukaryota, Metazoa, Arthropoda, Insecta, Diptera, Tephritidae. The record is from RefSeq and is a predicted model, not a curated record. The coding region runs from base 54 to 1250 and encodes 398 amino acids.
UGUCAGUUUCGAUUAAAAAUUCUAUCAAUCAAGUUACACUUGAAUCGGUUACAAUGAAAAUCAACUUUGCGUUGCUAUCUUCCAUGUUAUUGAUAUUUGUUGUCAAUUAUUCUUGUGCGUCUGUCGUAAUUUGUUUCGUAAGAAAUGGUGUAAACGUAAACAGGACUUUUGACUCCGAAAUAGUCACGUACGCAGCUGCACGCGAAAGUCUGGAACUGACAGAGGAUGACAUUUUUGUAGACAGCAACCAUGCCAUUGAGCGAAGUCAAGAAAAAAGGAUGUUAGUGAGUGACACAGAGUGUAAUGAAAUUAUCAUUCAAAGUGCAAGGUCUUCCAUAGAAGUUUGCAUUGUAAAUGAUCAUUGCAAAACAUUUCUCUUGGAAAAUAACGCAAAGGUCAAGACCUUGCGCGAUAAGUUGCUCGCUUCAUUGCCAAAAUAUUACAGCGACGAAAAAUGUGCCGACAUUGUUUUUCUAAAUAACAAAGGGCAAGUGAUCCAGAGUGAAGACGAAAUAGAGGUGCCAUAUCGAAGUAUUGUGAAAAACGGUAGAAUCGAAGCAUACAAUAAAUUCAUCGACAAUACGACCAAAUUAGAUAUCACAUGGCUUCUGUACAAUCAUCGAGUGAAAGUGAACAUGCUCAUGCCAUUGAGUAGUUUGCGAUAUUGGAUAAUGAAACCAAAUGCUUGUCCUAAUUUAAAAAGUAAACUGAAUUUACCCGACAAGGCAUUGUUUCCAAAUGCUAUCGACGAUUUAGCACAAAAUUGGUUAGCUAGAGACAAACGCGCGCAACUCCAUCAAGUAACAAGCCGUAACGUGGUGAGUACUCAAUGGGUUGCACCGUACGCCCAUGAGGAAUCAUUGUCUAUAAAAUCUUAUGCUUAUAAGACUGAAAAAUCGGAAAUCCCAAGAUUAUACUACGUUAACGUCAACGAAAAAGAUAAAGUAGCUUUUACCGGUUCACGAACUGAUGAGUUUGAUGAUAAUCAUUUAACGCUCAAAAUAUCAUCUCGGUCGUCAAAAGACAAGAUACUUUUACCGUUAAAAGAUGUCCGAUCAACAAAUAAUCGAGCUGUAUCCUGGACUAACGUCGUCAUAGCAACAAAUAAUACUGCUGUUACUUUGACCGUCACAUGGAACAAUCAUCAACCCGGUUAUGCAUACGAUUGCGCUUUAUUCGAUUUCCGUGCAAACCAUGAAAGGCAUUAUUUAUUAACCUAUUUUUCCGAAAAUGAGAGAAGUACUCAUUGAAAAUGGACAAGAUCUUUCGAAAUUCCGAUACGAGCUAGGUGUGUCUAUGUAUCCUAAUCGUCCUGGUAAAUGGAGCUGUGAUAAACGUAGAAAGAGAGAAACACAAUCUAUUGCCAAUACUGACAUACAUCAAGAUCAGAUAAUAAUGGGCGGAGGAGGGAAGGGUAAUGUUACGAGCAAGCAUUUUUCAAAGAGAUCUUGCGUGUCACACGAAGAAGAAUAUAGAAUGGAGAAUAAGCGAUCAUUGUAUUUCAACGUUUUUAUUUUUAAAUCACAGGAGAUUGCUGAAAAAAUUAUUGAAGAUGUUGCCACAUUUUGAUAAAUAUAUCGAAUAUCUUUCUCCAUAA